Nerophis ophidion (straightnose pipefish) is the source of this 10209-nucleotide messenger RNA. It is a transcript of the gene kmt5c, whose product is annotated as lysine methyltransferase 5C. The coding region runs from base 723 to 7073 and encodes 2116 amino acids. Gene Ontology annotation, cellular component: nucleus. The transcript is spliced from 9 exons. The record is from RefSeq and is a predicted model, not a curated record. Gene Ontology annotation, molecular function: protein binding; histone H4K20 methyltransferase activity. NCBI's taxonomy places the organism in Eukaryota, Metazoa, Chordata, Actinopteri, Syngnathiformes, Syngnathidae.
GAAUUUUUGAAUUGUUGCUAUUUUUUAGAAUCUUUUUAAAUAAUCUCACGAACCCCUUGGCAUACCUUCAAGUACCCACAGGGGUACGUACCCCCAUUUGAGAACCACUGCUCUGAGACAUAAAGCUCAUCUCUAACAGUAGCUCAUUUAGUAAGGAGGCACGUGAUUGGUCAAAAAACGUGUGUUGUUGCCAAAAGGAGGAAUUAUCUAUGAGAAACACGACCACUUCGGCAUUCUUAAUGCCCCGCCUCUUAAAUCAUGUCAACCAAUCCCAGCGGCUCAUAUUCAAACGGCAUUAGUUUGGCCAGAUAGACCUAGAAACCAACAAAUCACGUGUCAAAUGGGCGUGUCCAAUGCCAUAGUUCGGUUGCGCUUCACGGGGCUGAUCAACUUUUACUACCCGAGACGAAGCCUUGUUUUAAGUGGCUAGUUAGCUCGGCCCAAAUAACAACAUUUGAAAAGUGUUUUUCAACACAGCUGACUUUUUCGUUCCAUAUUUGUAUUCCAAACUCGGGGGUGGUCCGCAUUUGCUGGCGUUGCAGUACAUUCCUGAAGUGACGCAGGGAGUACGUAAUCUGCGGAGAGGGCGGAAAGAUAGCUACUAGCUAGCUGGCUAGCCUGCUAGGCUAACUGCCCGGGCUAGCAGCUUGGAUCUCGCUCUUCCCCUGACUCCACUUUUCGUUGACCAGACAAGACUCCCAGCAUGCUGAUGGUGGGAGGCGAUGGACUGCUGCACUAGAAUGAGUGUGAAGGAGCUGUGUGACACAGAUGACCUGGCCACCAGUCUGGUGCUGGACCCUCUUUUGGGCUUCAGCACCCACAAAAUGAACGUCAGCCCACCUCCGGAAGUGCGGCGCUGGGGUAACCUGAAAGAGACACUGCUGCGGUUCCAACGCACGCAUGACUUCCAGGCCACGUUUGAGGCGCUGACGGUGGGUGAGCUGGCCGGCGACUACUUCAACGCUUUGGGAGGCCAUCGUCAGGAACUGCUGAGACAACAUGUGUAUCGCUACUUGGGUGCCUUUCUGCUGGACAGUGGCGUCAAGAUCGAGUCAUGUGACAGAUAUUCCUCAGAGACCAACGGAGCCAAGAUCACGUCCACCAGACACUGGUUUGUUGGCGAGCGGGUAGAGGUCCUCCUGGGCUGCAUAGCUGAGCUGAGCCCGGCCGACAGCGCCGUGCUAAGGGCGGGGGUCAACGACUUCAGCGUGAUGUACUCCACGCGCAAACGUUGUGCUCAGCUGUGGCUUGGCCCCGCCGCCUUCAUCAACCACGACUGCAAGCCAAACUGCAAGUUUGUCCCUGGUGAGAAAAACGGAGCUUGUGUGGAGGUGAUUCGACCCAUCUCACCCGGGGAGGAGAUCACGUGUUACUACGGUGCCAGCUUUUUCGGGGAGGGCAAUGAAAUGUGUGAAUGCUGCACCUGCGAGAGGAAAGGGGAGGGUCACUUCAAACACAAAGGGAAGAAGCCCGAAUGUGAGGAAACAAAGGACCCCCUGGGCCAGAAGUACCGCCUCCGAGAGCGAUACCUCCGCCAUCACCGAGAGAAGGGCCACCUAACCAGGCCUAUUAUUGCAUCAUUACACUCAGCUAUCCCCUCGAGGAAUUCCUUUACCCAUCAAAUGAGAAAAAAUGCCCUCAAGAACAGAAAACUGACACAAACUAAGAAGUGGAUGCGACAGCAGCACAUACGCUCCUCUAAUCUCUGCAGUACCAGGAACCAGCGGCGGACAUUUCCUCUUCUGUCGCAGUGUGUCAUAAGGGACCUGAGGAUCAGAGUUCGGCGCCACACGCUGGACUUUUUGCUCAUCUGUAAGAAUCCAAAAAGCAGAGAGAGAGCCCUUUUGCACCAACUGGAGGUAGUGCAGCCAAAACCAAGCCCAACCAGCAGCAGUCUAAAGUGUUUGGCUCUCGGUCCCUCCAAGCCACUUCAGAAGAAGAAGGGAAAGGCUGUCCCCUUAAGGAGCUCUUCCCGAGCUAAAAGCACGGAUCAGGUCACACUCGGACAUCAAACCGCGCCCAGUAACUCAGCUUGCCAACCUGUUGACUCAAACCAAAACUCCAGUACUGUAAAGCAGGACACGGUGGAACAAGCAGACCCUGAAAUGAAGACUAACAGUAAGCCUGGCAUCGCCACUACCAGUCACAUCAUCACCGACAGUUUUAAGACACCUGCAGGCAAUCCAUUAGUAUCACUCAAGCAAUACCUUUCCGUCCGCCUAACAAGGGUAUCAGUGCCUCGCAGAAAAGAGGCUACAAAGCGCUUUGAAGACAAGGACCUCAGAGAAGAGCUGAGAGGAAGGAUGAGGCAGUACCAGGGCCUCAGACCGCUCCCAGCAUCCAAAGCUCAGCCGAAGCAAGAACCGCCGCCAAGCGCCUGCACCGCCGAAGGCAACCGAGGAGUGCGGGAGAUGUUUUUCAAAGCGGUUGAUAAAGUCAACGUACGCAAGCGACACAGUGGCGAGAUGGCAGAUGAUUCAUCCCCGUGCAAGGGAAGCGAGAAAAACAAGGUCAUCAAAAUCCAGACGGUGUCUGAAGAAAAAACAUGCAAACGGCAGCAAGUGGACAGAAGUGCAGAACACAAUGAAAAGAGAAAGACCGUCUCUGCUGCUGAAAAAGUGGACAGUGCAGAACACAAUGAAAAGAGAAAGACCGUCGCUGCUGCUGAAAAAGAGGACAGAAGUGCAGAACACAAUGAAAAGAGAAAGACUGUCGCUGCUGCUGAAAAAGACAGAAGUGCAGAACACAAUGAAAAGAGAAAGACUGUCGCUGCUGCUGAAAAAGAGGACAGAAGUGCAGAACACAAUGAAAAGAGAAAGACUGUCGCUGCUGCUGAAAAAGUGGACAGAAGUGCAGAACACAAUGAAAAGAGAAAGACCGUCGCUGCUGCUGAAAAAGUGGACAGAAGUGCAGAACACAAUGAAAAGAGAAAGACCGUCACUGCUGCUGAAAAAGAGGACAGAAGUGCAGAACACAAUGAAAAGAGAAAGACCGUCACUGCUGCUGAAAAAGUGGACAGAAGUGCAGAAAAGAGAAAGACCGUCGCUGCUGAUGAAAAAGAGGACAGAAGUGCAGAACACGAGGAGAGAAAGACCAUCUCUGCUGCUGAAAAAGAAGACAGAAGCGCAGAACACAACAAUAAGAGAAAGAUUAUCUCCACUACUGAAAAAGAGGAAAUAAGAGCAGAACAAAACGAGAGGAGAAAGACCAUCUCUGCUGCUGAAAAAGAGGAAAGAAAUGCAGAACACAACGAAAAGAGACAGGCGGUCUCUUCUGCUGAAAAAGACAGGAAAUCUGCGUGUAAAAAAGUGUCCAAUGGAAAAACUACCAGGCAAAAUAACUUGAGAGAUGAUAAAGUUGAGGAAGCACACGACGCACCUGUUUCACAGCAGACUGUUUGUACGCUAAACCAGCAAGCAGGAAACAAACCUGUUAACCAUAUCAUCAUAAAGACGGCAAAGGUUCUAUUGUCUGAUAUUUUAAAAAAAGGAAAACCCAAGCAAUUACAGGGGGAUAGUUCGGCCUCGCCCCCCAGAAAAAUACUAAACCAUGCAGGCAGACGCAGCAUUAGGAGGCGGCGGCGGCGGAAGAGCAGAUGGUUGAAAAGAAAAGUUGAACAAAAGCUGGGGGCAGACUCCAGCAGUGCAGACACUGGGUUAGUCGACUCUAGCCAAGAUGGCGCACAAAGUCUGUCGGCAAACCAGCACAGAAUCCUCUGCACCUCCCGCCUGGACCCACUACCUCCUGAGUCGCACAUUUCAGCAAACAGCCUUCAGCCUCACGCCAAUCCUCAGGCGCACAUGCAGUCCAACAUACCUCUGAAGAAACGGACAUUCCGCAGCUCCGUAGAGCCAGAACAAAGUGUGACUUUAGCUCCAGAUGGAGCCCAAAAAGUAGACUCUGCAUUAGACGCAAACAAAAGGCAAGACCCGAGCCGGGUUAUAGAACAUAAGAGCAGUACUAAACGAGGCAGAAAAAUGAAACUGAGAGCAAAAAUGCAGAGGUUUAAGUGUCGAAGGGUCACAAGACAAAAUUACAACAGUAGAGUGCUUCGGCCGAGAAGUCCUGAAGCCCAGCAAACGAAAGUUCACAAGUUAAAAUCAGAGAAGCGAUGUGAGAAGGACAACGCUCCCCAUCAAGAGUCUGUUAACCUUGACGGAAACAACCAAACCGAGGAAGCUAAUAAUCCCGAAAAGAGCUCCCCAGCAGAAGCCAAGAUGGAACCCCUCAAACAAAGCGAUCUGGAGGAAAAAAAGCCGGAACUUAAUUUUAGGAUUCGUUUCAAGCGGAGGAAAGGGAAAGUCUGGGAAAUGCAGAAUGACGGAUUAGGAAACAUGACCUUGAAAAGUGAAAAGAGGGAAGAUUUGGACAACGAUCCACUCAAAGCCAUCAUGGAUUCCGUGUCAGUGUUAAGUAUGGAGAUGCAGGCGGCUCAAGCUCAUGUGCAGGCCAGCAAAAAGUCCAAGAACCGACUGCUGCGCCUAAAGAAAAGGGGUGAGAGAAGAAGCGAGAGGAAGAAUGUCUCUACUGUGGCAAAAUCAGAGCAGGGCUCUGAGGACAAACUCCAAGACGGUAAGGAGACACCUGAUGAAGAGAUUCUCUCAGCAGCCAAUGAGCUGCCAGAAAAAACCCAGAUUGAGACAUCAUCAGCUGUUGUGCAGGAAACUAAAUUUGAAGAUCGAUUCACAAAAAAUUGUUGCUUGUUUGAAAGUGGGACACAACAGAAACUAGAGUCCAAUAUAGAUGUGAAUGGUGUUUCUUUGCCUGUUCUUAAGCUUCGGAGAAAGAUCGAGGGCAUCUGGGAGGUGGAAGACACAGACGAGGAGACAAGCUUGCCUGAAGUUAAAAUAGAGGCCAAAGUUAAGAGGGAGUUCAGAGGUCAUCUUUUGGCCAAGCAAAACAAAGGAUUGCUUGAUUUAAGCAAGUCGAGAGAAGAGCUCCUGUCUGCUCAAAAGAAUUUAAACAGUAACCCAUCGCCCCAAAAACCAGAAGCACCACAGUUGUCUUUGUCUCUGUCCCCGCUGUCCUUGUCUUCCCCGCUGAAUGUUAACCCCGACAUCGCAUCGCCGGAUGUCAUUCCUGAAAGAACAGACGUGAACAGCGGUGGAAAGAAGCAGCGACACAAAAUGAAGUGUGGAACCGUAGAGACGUCAACAAGUUGCCUCAGUCAAUCCCUCCAGCAGAUUGACAACAGCCUCUCCAAGCUGUCCGAGGGUUUGUGUUCUUCUCAGAUUUUGGAGAAAACUGCUGCCUUUUCCAGCAUUCCCAAUCCCCUCAUCGAGCCCCCUUCCCAGUCUCCUCCAUUCCAGACGGCAGACAACAUGCUUUCAGGCGAGCCCUCUUUCCCAAACUGCUGUGAUGACCUUCUGGACUUCCAGUGUCUCAACUUUGAGGGCUAUUAUCAGCCACAGAACAUUCUGCCGUCAUCUCCAUCCGACCUGUGUUCACUUGAUCCACCCACAGACCCCUUCAGCAGCCCCCUUUCACAUAGCCCCGCCGACACAUGGACCACUGAGACGCCCUACCUUGGCCCCCCGAGUCCAGGAAAUAACUUCACCGGCGAAGAUCUGCAGUUCUUCCCCAGUCUAUUGUCAUCCAAAAAUGAUCCAGUUUCUUUGGACUGUGAAGCAAAGGACUUCUCUAAAGACCGAAACACGCCCCAAACUAGCUUCAGUUUUUCCUCCCUAAACCCGGAGCUUGCAGCAAAAGACCGAACUCUAAAUAAAAACCCAGGAAUCCGCGUGUCCAAAGAAGACUCAAAAAGUAAUUCCUCCUCAGCUGGAGGCAAGCCACGCCUGUCAAGCACAUCUGCCACUCCGUCUCAAAAUCCUCUUCCUCUUUCAGUUCAACACAGUCUCAACAUAAAGCCUAGCAGCAGCCAAUCAAGAACAACCUCUAGCCUCAAAACACAGGGACCCUUCCAUCGCAUGAGCAUUCCUAACAAGUCCCAGACUUUCCCGAGUUGCCAGACUAAUGCAGUCCGAGGUGUUUCUCAGAGUAGCCUGACCAGAUCCAUCCCAGUCCCAAUGGCAAACAAAUUCCUAAAUCCGCAACGCUUAGCUGUAAAGAACCCUAACCCCCCUGACAAUCCGUUCACCUUCCACGAGAAACCCUCCACAGUCAUUCAAAGGGUCGUCAAGUUUCAGGGAGGGAACCAGAGCCAGAACUUGUAUAGCGCGCCUCCCAAAGACCAUGUGGCUGCUGGCGGCCAUCCUGAUUUGUCUAAAACAUUCAGUGCAAAGUCGGGAGAGAGUGAGAGGACUGACCAGAGUCAACAUAAAGGCUCCUUCGAUUACUCUAGCAACCCCAGCAGGCCUGGUGCUCAUUUAAACAAACAUCAGCCGCUCAAUAGGAAUAGAAUGUCCUCUGACAAACACGAAGAUACAAAUGUGGCAUACAAGAACUUUUCCACAUUGCCACGACCUUUCGUCUUCCCCAGUAAAGACGGGUAUUCCUCCCCGCAGGACAAGAGUUCCAGACACGAUAGAGCCACUCCCCUGGUUUCGGACAAGAACCAGCCGUGUUACACUCAGCAGGACCCUUUUGACUUUACUUUUGGGUCGUCGUUGUCUCCAAUGCCUCAUCACAGCAGCUCUCAAAUGGUCCACGAUACACCUCCGGGUACGCCAGCGCCAGCAAACAAGAGUCACACAUCAGCUUCCUUCCCUCACAACUCCCAAGGCCCCCCUUACGUCCUCAACUUCAGUGGAGACCAUUCAUUGACGCUGGGUCUCAGGGACGGGUCUGAAGGCUACCCAGGACUCGGCCCAACAAACUACACCUACCACUGCCUGAUGGAACCUUCCGGCACACAAGGGCGGCUGGUCCUGGAGCCGUGCGGGUCUCAGCCAUCCAACCCGUCUUCCUUUUCCCUGGGUGGGUUUUCAGGACACAAAAGUGGGCCGGAUGAACAUUUUAAGAGGGACGGGCACCAUCCGAACCAGCCGGGUGAUCACCAGGACAUGCCACACUAUGGACCAACAUCUCAUUCUAUGGGUUCCACCAAACCUAAGAGAGUGAGGUUAGUCGUGACAGACGGCACUGUGGAUUUGGAUCUCCAAUAUUCUGACUGAUUCACAUCUGCUGGAGUCACUGGAGAUGAUUUUGUAAAGUUUUUUCUAAAUUAUAUUUUGAUGGAUUUGUGUAUAGAUUUGUCGAUGUUGAAGAUUGGCAGACGAAGAGAACGUGUGGACGAUAUCUGCAACCACACUUUGGACGUUACGUGUUGACAACACGUUAGCCUCGCCGCGGUGAUCCGAGAGCUGCUGGCUUUUUUUGUUUUUUUAAAAAGGCAGCUUUGUGCCUCCGUAUUUCCUAAUCCGACUUUUUCCAAACGGUCUACCGUUGAUUUUAUAGCCACAAUAAUCUUUUUUCUCACUUUGUUUGUACGUGUGAGUGUGUGGUAGUAGCGAGCUAACGUGUACGGGUGAGUGGGCUUGCGUCGACAAGCACUCACAGCGGACCCCUUGGACCGAGAAGCUUAAAGCUGCUGUAUGUCCCCGACUCAACGGUUAGCAUGGGUUACCAAUAGAAUAUACUUUACAAAUACACACCUACAUUAAUGUGGGCCAAAUAAAAUGACUGUCAAUCGGCUUUCUUGCGCAAGCGCAGAAGAGGUCUUCGAGAAUGAACCGAUUUAAAAAGUAUGCAGAAAUUGUCCGGAACGCACCGCCAAUCAGUAUCGUGAUAGAGUACGUAGUGGGCCAGGUCACAAAAGGCGAUCCCCUUCUGGCUGAUACUCUUUUUGUUCUUGGUCCCUUGGCUAGCAGCUAACUGUAUACGUCCAUACACAUUGAGGAGCCCCCUAAGUUAUUAAACAUCCAAAUACAUUUCUUAAGUAGUAUUAUCACUGGAGGACGAGGUUGAACAUGUUAAAACACUGACUAAAACAAGCAGAUAAGAAGGUACACGUAUAUGGCCCAAAUAAUCUGGAUAAUUUUCAUCGAUAUUGAAAUCAGGGUUUUUAAUCCCGAUUAUUCAUUUGUUUGGUUAAACAUAGUAUUUCCCACGGGUCAGCAAUCUAUAUGUGGUGGGGUUGUGAAAUCAUGUAAUUAUGUAAUGAAAGUCGUAUAUAAAGGCUAAAGAAAUAUUUAAUUGUUGAUUUAAGUGCGAACAUUACUGAUUUUUAUAUAGUAUUUCUACGGGGUCAUACGCUUCAUUAUUUGGACAUUCAUUUGACCUAAUCAUACAUUUGAUCAUUUGUAAUGUGAAAUGUGGAUAUUAAAGUAAAGGUUCUUGACAUUCUUAGGGCCCAUUUUUUUCCAUUAGAGUGAUCUUUGGCCUACUCAAAUAUUACCAUUGAAUAAGUAAUCUUACUCUUGAUUUUAUUUAUUCUGGAAUCAUUUCUAACCUACUUACAGUUUAACAUGUCAAAUGAAAUGCAACUUUAUUUACAAAGAUUAUUAUCUAGGUUAAGUCAGGCUGAUUACAAAAAUAAAUCCUAAUCAAAUGUACUGUAAAAGAAGGGAUUAAGAAAAACUGAUGAAAAAUAAAUGUACAUCGUACAUAAGACGCAGUCCUAAAUACAUUCUAACUUAGACUUAGGCUUCCUUUUUAUUGUCAUUCAAAUUUGAACUUUACAGUACAGGCAAGAACAACAUUUUGUUGCAUUAGCUCAUGGUAGUGCAGGAUAAAAAAAGAAUAAGGUGCAGAUAUAAAUAAAUAGAUUACUGUACAGAUAAAUAUAUUGCACUUUGGCAUAUGCAUCAACAUUUAUGGAUGUAUGUUAUAUUGUCUUUAUAUUCCAGCGAGUUAAUUCAUUUUUGGGGGGAAUUGAAGGGCUUAUUAUGAUGCGUUCAAGAAUUUUUCGGCCUGAGGGAAGAAGCUGUUACAGAACCUGGAGGCUGCUUCGGAGGCUGCGGAACCUCUUUCUAAAGUCAAGCAGUGAAAACUAAUGAUUAAUAAUAAUAUAUUUGUUAAAUAAAAGUGCAAAUGAAAAAACAGCUUCACCACUUAAGUCAUCAUUUUUAAUUAUGGGUGAAUUUAAUAUCAACUUUAUAGUUUUAUGUUUUAGAUGUACUGAUUGUACUUGCAUGACAGAGUUUCUGGACUUCAAUUCUUGCAUUCCUUGGAUUCAUGCGCAGAUGCAUGGGGUGCAUGAAUUCCAAUGGGGGUCAGGUCUUGCCAGAACACCGGCGAAAAAUGUUGGAAAGAUAGCUAGCCGUUAGUGGUAGUAGUGUGACUCCAAGAAGAAUCGAUUAAUUGUGCAUCCCCACAAGAAGGCAUGCUAAUCGCUAAGCUAGCCACUAAAUUAGCUAUAAACAGAAGAAAUACAUGCUCGGUAAAGUUUAAAACGUGUAAACGGAAGCACGUUACAGCAGAAAGUCAGCAGUUAUUAGCAGGAAAUAUACAAGUAGAUUGGGUGGGCGUGGCUUACAUGGUCGGACCAGGAAAAGGGCGGGGCAUAUUGCUGCUCCUUUCAACCAGGGCCCUUCAAGGGAGCCACCUGUCCGUUACAUACAGCAGCUUUAAUGCAAACUUACAUUUUAAAGUAUGAUAAGAAAAUCCUUCCAUUGAUGAGGUAAAAUAAACGCAAGUUACUUUUCUAAACUUCUUUUUGCACUUCAAGGGUUACAUGUACAGUGUUCUGUUGAUUUCUACCACCAACCCCCCGGCCACGGUGUCAUGUGAUAGCUGUUUUUUUUUUUGGGAACAAAUCCCGGCUGGGAUGAUUGUUUUUAUUUCCGAGGUCCGCGCUGUACACGCGAGGCUCGCACACUGUAAAGCAAACGUCCGCGUCCGCAACGCAAGUCCCGACCUGCGGGCGUGGACGCAGGGAGCGUGCAAGGUGUUCGUACCAGAGUUGAAACGGUGACAAUCUUUUCUGCUUUUCUCAUAAAUCACGGCAUCUUUUCUCCCCUUCUUGGGCCCAAACAUCGAGUGUCAUCGGUGUUGAUAUCUCCGCCUUAUACGACAACCAUAACUGUACUUAUUUAUUUCAAUCUCCUCAUCCUUGUGGAAAUGGUGCUUUAACGUAAUUUAUACUUCACAUUGAUUCUUGGAAAGGAUGAGAUGUUUUUAAGCUUAUUUAAUGGGACAAAAAUAUUGAACUGAAUAAAUAUAUAGUAUAUACUCAUAUUUAAUUUCUCAUCCACUUUUUCUGUUGUAAAUCUUUAGCUUUUUUUCCCUACAAACUGACUUGUUAGUCUUAGGUUUGCUGUAGAAAUGUACAAAUGUAGCUUGUAACAUUAAAGACUCUUUUUUUUUCUA